This is a messenger RNA of Rosa chinensis, 660 nucleotides long. RefSeq lists its product as uncharacterized. Lineage: Eukaryota; Viridiplantae; Streptophyta; Magnoliopsida; Rosales; Rosaceae. The transcript has a single exon. The record is from RefSeq and is a predicted model, not a curated record. The coding region runs from base 1 to 660 and encodes 219 amino acids. Gene Ontology annotation, molecular function: RNA-DNA hybrid ribonuclease activity; nucleic acid binding.
AUGCCUUUUAAGGAAUGGAUGCUCGAAGCUGCUGUAAAACUUAGAGCAGAUAUCUUUGAAAAACUACUCAUGCUUGUCUGGUCAUUAUGGAGGAACCGCAAUGUAGCUUUAUGGGAGAAUAAAUCCAAACCUGCAACUGCUCUUCUAUGCACUGCCAUGGCCUGGCUCGAAGAGUUUCACAAGGCUAGAGCUCCUUCGAAUACUCCGAAGCAACUUGUAAAGCAAUCUUGGAAGCCCGCUGGAGAUAACCAUGUAAUGAUUAAUGUGGAUGGAGCAUUCUUACCCUCACUACAACAUGGAGGGAUUGGUGGAGUAGUUCGAGGAUCUGGGGGUCACUUUCUAGCAGCUUUUGCACAUUACAUCACCCAUGUGUCCUCUGCAAAACAUGCUGAGCUAAUGGCUAUAAGGGAAGGGCUAGACUUGGCGGUACAAUUACAGUUGCCACAAGUUAUAGUCAAAAUGGAUUGCCUAGCAGCUGUUCAAGAUCUUACUCGCUCCGGAGCUGGGGAGUUUGCUAGCCUCAUUGAUGACAUACUGGAGGUCCAUAAGCUAUUGUCGGACGUGAACAUUAAUUAUGUGCCUAGACAAUGUAAUAGGAUUGCACACCGCUUGGCUGGUAUAGGUUUCGAGUCCCAUCUCAAAGAAGCUUGGUACUCAUAA